Larimichthys crocea (large yellow croaker) is the source of this 6082-nucleotide messenger RNA. It is a transcript of the gene nedd4a, whose product is annotated as NEDD4 E3 ubiquitin protein ligase a. The transcript is spliced from 25 exons. NCBI's taxonomy places the organism in Eukaryota, Metazoa, Chordata, Actinopteri, Sciaenidae. The coding region runs from base 16 to 3804 and encodes 1262 amino acids. Gene Ontology annotation, cellular component: cytoplasm. Gene Ontology annotation, biological process: regulation of dendrite morphogenesis; receptor catabolic process; neuromuscular junction development. The record is from RefSeq and is a predicted model, not a curated record. Gene Ontology annotation, molecular function: sodium channel inhibitor activity; protein binding; ubiquitin protein ligase activity.
UAGAGAGUUAAACGAAUGGCACGUCGGCUGCGCUUGCAUUUUGCGUCAAGGAGAAGCAACACGGACCCUCUGUCAGAAAGCCUCAGCAGCCAUGGUGAGAGGAGUGGAGUCAGUGUGCCAGCUUGUAGCCCCACAGAGAUUCUGGCGCACAGUUCUGUCCACUUGAAGGUGACUCCUCUGUCACCAGACUAUGCUAAUUUACAGCGCUACUCUUCAGUAUUCAUACCCAGAGUUAACACUGGAGGAUGCAAUAAGAAGAGCAUUCUGCAGAUCUCACUGCAGCCCUGUGGAAAGCUCAGUGGAGAGCUGGAUGGCAGCAUAGAGGAUGGAGACCCAGGGGGCAGCGAAGGAGGAGCAGGUAGUGGCUCUGACGGAGGUUCGUGCAGCAGCAGCAUGGCCAGCGAUGCCGGGUACUGUAGCAGCAACAGUAUCUUUGAGCCAGAGACUUCAGAAAAACACAGGACCACCCAGGAGAGGAGUAUACUCUGCCGCAAGUCCAAGGUCCCGCUAAGACGGUGCUCCUCCUUGGUUAUAUUUCCAAAGAGCCCCUGCAGCACCCCACCUGCUUCCCCAGUCAGUCCAGUAGCUCUGCCUGCUACCUCUCCACCAGCGAGGGGCUCCCAUCAGACAUCUGCCAGUGAAUUCUCACAAGAUGACGAGGAAGUGACUUGCCAAGGGUCCACAACCGCAGCAGUAAGUGGCCGCCGUGUCCCAAAGGGGAGCUGUUCAGACGAGUCCAGGGACACCAAACACAUGGUGCAAUUUAAUAUUCCUUUACAGGAUGAACCAAAAGGCCUAAUGGAGGACAGGAGUAAAGUAAUGGAACUGUCAUCAACUUUAGACAGAUCGAAUCGUCACUCUAGCAGCGUGCUGCUGCACUUUGCCCACCAGAGACCAAUAAUACCUGGGAAGGAAUACAUGGCUACGGUCAAUGUGGGAUAUCCCGAGGCUCCUAACCUAGCCGCACACUCUGAGGGUGAACAUGACCCUCACAAAAAACUGUAUCGUAGUACCUCUGCUUGUUUGUUCUCCUCAACUAAACCGUCAGAGAAAAAUCAAAUGAUCUUUUCAUCGGGAAAAGGCCAGGAAAAGUCAGAAGAAAACCUCUGUCAUCGUGCCAUACAAAGGAGCUUUUCCCUGGAGGUGCCGUACGCUAACACUGGAAUUUCAUGUCACGUUUCGAACCCAAAACUCAGUAGCCCUCACUCUCCACAUGUGCACAUUCAUUUGACUCCUUGCUGCCCAGCUAAGUUGCCUAGCUCUGUUAUUGGUGUAAACACAAAUCACAAAAGGAAUAAAACACCAAAGAGCCCAGCUCAAAACACAAAGACACGUGAUGACUUUCUGGGACAGGUGGAUGUUCCCUUAAACCAGAUACCGACAGAAAAUCCUAAUACAGAAAGGCCAUACACAUUCAAGGAUUUUCUGCUUCACCCACGAAGCCACAAGUCCAGAGUCAAAGGCCACCUGCGGCUCAAAAUGACCUACCUGCCGAAAAAUGCAGGUUCAGAGGAGGAAACAGCAGAUCAGACCGAGGACACAGAUCCUAGUUGGGAGUUUCUGGAGGCUCAGGACAUGUCAGGUCCCAGACAAAGCCAGCUGCUGCCUGCUCUGCCCCCUGGCUGGGAGGAGCGGCAGGACAACCUAGGAAGAACAUACUUUGUCAAUCAUGAGAGCAGAACCACACAAUGGCAACGACCCACAAUGCAGGACAGUGAUGUGGACGUGCCGAGGGGACAGAACAAUAAUGUGGAGGUGGAACCUUUUAUUACACGCAGACAGAUCUCAGACACCGAUGAGAACACCACACGGGAGUCCCCUGAGAGCUGGGAGAUUAUUACAGAGGACGAGUCCACCUUGUACCACAGCAAUAACCAGCUCGCAUCACCUCCACCCCGCACACCGGUGCCUGAGUUCCUCUCGUUCUGCGAUGAUCUGAGAAAUGUUCACGUUUCAGGGGCCACAGCUGGCGAGCUGAACACCACCCAGACAGAUCAUGCUAGUAAUUCAAGCCAUUCCAGUCGCAGAGGAAGUGCCCGGACUUCAACAGGAGAGGAACAUCCUGUUAAUCCUGUACUGCUUCCAACCUCAGCUGGGCUACCUCCAGGCUGGGAGGAGAAGCGAGACAAUAAAGGAAGACGCUACUAUGUCAACCACAACAGCCGAAGCACUUCAUGGACACGACCCCUUGUUCAGAGAACCUCAGAGGCACCAGCACCAGCAGCACCAGCAGCAGCUGCAGCACCAGCAGCAGCAGCACAGAUUGGUGCAGGUUUACCACAGAGCCCCCUUCCAUCCCAACCGUCUGUCUCCCCCGAGGAGUCUCCUCAGCACACCCCAAGCCCUGAGCCCACAUAUGAAUCUGGCUUCCUGCCGACUGGUUGGGAGGUUCGCAGUGCUCCCAGUGGAAGACCUUUUUUCAUCGACCACAACACAAAGACUACUACCUGGGAAGAUCCCAGGCUUAAGAUUCCUGUGCAACAGCGGAGGAGAGCCUCGCUCGACCCAACUGAUCUUGGCCCUCUGCCACCGGGUUGGGAGGAGAGGGUCCACACUGAUGGGAGGAUAUUCUACAUAGAUCACAACACCAGGACCACACAAUGGGAUGAUCCCAGAUUACAGAACUCAGCUAUAACUGGACCAGCAGUGCCUUAUUCCAGAGAUUAUAAACAGAAGUAUGACUACUUCCGCAAGAAGCUGAAGAAACCAGCUGACAUCCCAAACCGUUUUGAGAUGAAGAUGAGACGAAAUGCGGUCCUGGAGGACUCAUACAGACGCAUCCUCUCAGUUAAGAAGGCCGACCUGCUGAAGGCACGACUGUGGGUGGAGUUUGAAGGAGAGAAAGGACUGGACUAUGGUGGCCUGGCCAGGGAGUGGUUCUUCCUCAUGUCUAAGGAAAUGUUCAACCCGUACUACGGCCUGUUCGAGUAUUCUGCCACGGACAACUACACACUGCAGAUUAACCCUAACUCAGGUUUAUGUAAUGAGGACCACCUGUCCUACUUCAAGUUCAUCGGCCGUGUGGCAGGCAUGGCCGUGUAUCACGGCAAACUGCUCGAUGCUUUCUUCAUUCGUCCUUUCUACAAGAUGAUGCUGCAGAAGCCGAUCACUCUCCAGGACAUGGAGUCUGUUGACAGUGAAUAUUUCAACUCCUUGAUGUGGAUUUUGGAGAACGACCCAACAGACUUGGAUUUGAGGUUCACCAUUGAUGAAGAGCUGUUCGGACAGACUCACCAGCAUGAACUGAAGCCGGGCGGCACAGACAUUGUCAUCACUAAUGAAAACAAGAAGGAAUACAUCGAUCUGGUGAUGCAGUGGAGGUUUGUGAACAGGAUACUGAAGCAGAUGACUGCCUUCAAAGAGGGAUUCUUUGAGUUGAUACCUCAAGAUCUGAUCAAGAUCUUUGAUGAGAAUGAGCUCGAGCUGCUCAUGUGUGGUCUUGGAGACGUGGAUGUGAAUGACUGGAGAGCGAACACCAAGUACAAGAACAGCUACUGCUCCAACCACGUCGUUAUCCAGUGGUUUUGGAAGACGGUGCUGUUGAUGGAUGCAGAAAAGCGAAUCCGGCUCUUGCAGUUUGUAACGGGAACAUCAAGGGUCCCAAUGAACGGCUUUGCUGAACUCUAUGGGUCUAACGGACCACAGCUGUUUACCAUCGAACAGUGGGGAACACGUGAUAAACUCCCCAGAGCCCACACAUGCUUCAAUCGACUGGACCUGCCUCCUUACGAGUCUUUUGAGGAGCUGAGGGAGAAACUUCACAUCGCCAUCGAGAACGCACAAGGCUUUGACGGAGUGGAUUAGUGCUCCUGCUGUAAAUGAGCUUGAAUAGACAUUACUGCCAUUGGAGAGAAACAAGCUGUGCGUCCGACUCUGGUCUUAACCUGCCGGCUGUGUGAUAGAUGAAGGACAGUCACACAACAUUCACUUUGGUCCUCUGUUGAGGCACACGCAGAGAAAAGGACAUUAAAUCUGGAGUGACAGAGGUAUUUAUUCACUCCACGUGUUCUAAAGUUUACAAAGCAAAAAUGCAAAGAUAUAUACUGUAUAACAAACAUAUUAACUUUAAAAGAAAUGUUUCAUUUUGGCUGAAUUGCUUCACAAAAACUUCACAUUGUAGUAAACAAAUAAAUACCUUAACCGCAUGUUAGUGCUAAAAAGAGUGGACUAUGGGUCAGAAUAGACAAAGCCGGUAUGACUUUUGAAUGAUUACCAUUUUUAUACAAAGUCCCUUUAAUCAUGACAUUGGUCCAACUAGAACACUAUUAUAUACUACUACAAUAAAAACAUCCAGAGGUUUUUUAAAAUUAGCUGAAUGUGAACAAUGUGAAAGAAGCAAAACCUGAGCUUAGCAAUUAGCAAUUCAGCCUCAAUAAAACAUAUGUGAAUAUAUUUUGUUUCCAUUUUUCCUAUCAUUUAAAUUCUAUACGUAAUUCUACAUUUUUCAUUCCAUCAUACUAGAAACAUAAAUCCCAAGUAUAUGCACCUCAAAAGCAUUUGUAGCAGAAAACUUGCAGUUUAUAUACAAGUUUAAGAGCGUACUCUUAAAGCAAGUGUGUCAUUUAAUCAUUAUAGUAGUGAUGUAUCAAUACCAGGGUCCAAAAUCAGCACCGUCCACCAGUCAAGUGAUGAUAAAAUAUGCAAGUUGCUGUUAGCUUUGCUUUACUCACUCACUCGCGUCAGAAAACCAGAGUGGCUAGCAAAAUCUGAACCAUCAUGUAGACAUUUUGGCCGGUGGACAAAACUGUUAAUUUUGCACCCUGAUCAAUACCAGGACCAGUAACAGGCUAAACUAAUCAUAAAGUAGUUUGUAUCUGUUUAGGCCACAGAUCCAAAGAAGUGAAUACAUGCAGUGUUAGAUUGUGCUGAAAUACUAUGAAUAAUUGUACAUAUUGACAUUAAAUAAUUAAAUAUGACUUGAUUUUUGUGAUUUUUCAGUUAGUAUAUAUACAAAUAUACUGUACGUACAUACAAAUAUAACUCUUUUGCUUUUGAUGAAGCAUUUAUUAACUGUCAAAAGUGACUCAAAUUGACAAAUUGGUUAUCGGUGCAUCUCUACAUCAGAUAAACCUUUUUUAGCGUUUCAUUUAUGGCCACUCAAGUUCAACACUGACUGUGUAUCAGAGGAAUAUAUAAAUGUAUAUACAUUAUAUCUCCUGGCCAGUAGCUUAUAGAAACAUUAUCAUGACAAACUGGCCUUAUCAUACAGUUUUGCAUACCGUGUGUUAAAUAUCAUAUUUUGUUGCCCUUUGUCAAUGAGUGAUAUCAUUUUGUUUUCUUCUACUCAUCAUGGGUGUCUAAUUGCAGCACGGUGCUCUAUUUUAAAGAGUACAACUUUAAAAAUUGUUUUGUUGGUUGUCAAAAUGUGUACAGAUUAUUGUCUGUUUUCAAAAAUGAGUAAUCACUUGUAAUACCUUUGUAGGAAAGUAACUGUACUUAAGCAGUAGUUUUAACGUUUUCUGAAUGGUAAAACAUGUGUUUACACUACCUGCCAUGUUUACAGGUCGUUGAUCAUGGGCUGGUUCUUGUCUCUGACAACACAAUUUUAUACUUAUGCUUUUAUAAAGUGAAGCACUUUGUUAAUAUCGAUGAGUCUUACUUCUGAACUGUCUGAAUCUUUGCCAAUCUGUCACCUAUAGACUGCUUAAAUCGCUCUUCAAGGAAAAUGAUCCUAUGCUUCAAGUGCACAUGUGUUUAAAUGUUUACAUGUGAUGCUGAAAAUAAGCACAUUCUCUUCUUUCACUUCUAUUUAAAAUUAAAUACCGAGGCCUUCAUUUGUAAUGUAUUGUAGACUUUGAUUGUUUAUUGAUGUUUUGAUCUUUGAAUGGAAGUACUGUUAUAUAUGUAUUGUUGUCCACUGAAGAAUAAUUAAUAGAUCAAUGCUUCAUUUCUGAUAUAUCAAAUUUUGUUAUUAUUAUAGAAUUUAAUUAUAACACCUAUAAGUGCAUUACAACAACAACAUGCAUGCAACGUAUAUACAACAGAUUAAAGGGUGGAAUGAACUGUAGCUGUUAAAUACCAAUUUGAUGACUUAUAGCAAACCAAAUUAAAUAUAUUUGAAAAAUAAAAAACAGUUAUCGAG